GUGCGGGACCGACUGAUAAGGUUUUUGACACGACAAGGUUGAAAGGAAAAGCGGCGCACCAGCACCAUUACCUCUCAUUAUCACUGUAUAAAAGCACUCCGACCUGGCGGUGACCUGACACUCUCAACGGGAACUUCUAGAAGGUGAAAAUGUUAUUUCCGAAAUUAUUGACCAUAUUUUUGGUCACUUUGGUCGUUGCGGCCGAAGAGGAAGACGAAAUGGACUUUGAUAUAUCUCAAAUGACUACGGACGCGUACUCCACUUCGUUCGGAUCUAAAUGCCUGAUAGCCUCGGAGGAUGAAGAUUUCCUCAUUCAAGACAAAGAAAACAAGCUCACCACGUCUGACAACUUGGAGGAUGAGCCAAAAAGCACUUGGGCUAUUCGGCAGUGGAACUUCGACGACGGCGAAUUUUACGAGAUAAAAAAUUUAGUGAGUGAAGAGUUUAUCAGCGUGAUUAACAAAGGAACUGUUGAUCACGAUGAUUACGAAGUCACCACCACACACUUCCAGUUUUUGAACAAAAACCCUCCGAAUCUAUGGAAUCUGGUCAAAGUUGAUGAUGGCUAUGAAAUCGUUCACAAAGAUACUGGACUGCACUUAAACCUUGAUUUUGAUAAAGGCAGCGUCGUGCUUGAGGGCAAAGCCAACGAUACUCACACUCAUUGGAAUGUAACUUGCAAUUAAAUCGAUGAUGUAAAUUUUAAACAAAAGUAAAAAAAAAUUGUGAUAAAUAAAUAAUUGGAAAAAUUGGUGUUCA
Neocloeon triangulifer is the source of this 759-nucleotide messenger RNA. RefSeq lists its product as uncharacterized. The transcript is spliced from 2 exons. The record is from RefSeq and is a predicted model, not a curated record. Lineage: Eukaryota; Metazoa; Arthropoda; Insecta; Ephemeroptera; Baetidae. Bases 150 to 686 code for a protein of 178 amino acids.